Molecule: messenger RNA, 1860 nt
Organism: Hibiscus syriacus
Lineage: Eukaryota; Viridiplantae; Streptophyta; Magnoliopsida; Malvales; Malvaceae
Product: dolichol kinase EVAN-like
Exons: 14
Coding region: 33-1736 (567 amino acids)
Biological process (GO): dolichyl monophosphate biosynthetic process
Cellular component (GO): endoplasmic reticulum membrane
Molecular function (GO): dolichol kinase activity
Source: RefSeq, a predicted model, not a curated record
UCCAUCCCGCGUAAUCAUUUUACCGGUAUCCCAUGGUGACCUCGCUGUUGUCGGCGAUGAACGGCGAGAGAGCCGUGGUUUUCUUCUUCGUCUUCCGUCUUUUCUAUUCCCUCCCCCUUUCCCUCCUCCCCCACGCCUUUUCCCUCUCUCUUCUCUCCGUUUUCUCUCUAAUCGUUGAGAUCCGCGCCGACUGUUCUAUCUCCCUCUUCAAAACCAGGCCGGGUGCUUCAUCAGGAAUUAUGUUAGGUGCAAUUACGUUGCCUACUGUAAUGCUCUCCAAGUUGAUUCAGCUCUCAAGAGCUUUCUCUUUGCAACAAAUUGAGAUUGGAGAGCAUGAACAUAUGGCAAUGCAAUUUUGGGCUGCUUCGGCUUGUUGCUACGGUGUGCUUGUAUUUCUCUCAGUAGUUAUGUGGUGCGCUGCCUACAAUAAGAAUCCUCAUUUCUCCUGUAGUGUUUGGGAUGCAAAGUUUAGCUUAAGCUGUGUUAUUUUAUAUUCUGUGGUUUGUUGUAUAUCACUUGCUACAAUAUCUCAAACCGGUUUUAACACAACAUUGAAGUUACUGUGGUUGCUAUGUCAUGGAUUUGCAGCAGUGAAAUUAAUUCUGCAUCUUCUAAAUACAUUCCCUUAUUGUGCUUCAAUUGGGGAAGCACUUUUGUUGACUUCAGGUCUUGUGCUCUAUUUCGGUGACAUGUUGGCGUGUACCAUUUCAAAGGUUUGUAGAUUGUUGAUUUCACCAGAGUUGGUAUCCAUACGAUAUGGAAUUAAAAGAAGUGAGAUAGGUAUUAUUAUCCAGGGUGUGCUUCUUGGGCUUCUUAUUUUUUCAGUAGUUUUUAAAUUUGUUGUCCACUUAUGGGAAUACUUCUGGGGUGCUGACAACUCUGAAUCGAGAAAAAACAAAGAAAUCAGGAGAUCUCUUAUAUUCUUUACAUCACUUGGAUUUAUCAUGAUUGUGGUUGCCCCAUCAUGGAUGAUGACUGUCCUAGAUUUUGAUGUUCAUCCUAUACUAUGGAUAUUCCAGUUUGUUUUCUCGGAACCAUUCAAAAGACUGUCACUAUGUAUCUACUGGUCGGGUUUGAUAUACAUAUCUGUAUUGAGGUUCUACAACAUUUCUAAGAAUAGCAAGAUUGAGAGAAUUCUUCUUCGGAAAUACUACCAUCUGCUGGCUGUUUCAAUGUUUCUGCCUGCUCUUAUUUACCAGCCAAAAUUUCUUGAUCUAGCAUUUGGUGCAGCUUUGGCAGUCUUUUUGGUAUUAGAAAUUAUUCGAGUUUGGAGAAUUUGGCCUUUAGGGCAACUUGUACAUCAAUUUAUGAGUGCCUUUACAGACCAUCGUGACUCUGAUCUUCUUAUUGUAAGCCACUUUUCACUCUUAUUGGGAUGUGCACUCCCUAUAUGGAUGUCCUCUGGGUUCAAUGAUAGGCCUCUUACCCCUUUUGCUGGAAUUUUAAGCCUUGGCAUUGGAGAUACAAUGGCAUCAAUGGUCGGUCACAAAUAUGGUGUCCUUAGGUGGAGCAAAACUGGCAAAAAAACUAUUGAAGGCACUGCAGCUGGUAUAGUAUCUGUCCUUGCUGCUUGCUCUGUUCUGCUUCCACUUUUGGCAUCCACUGGAUACAUUCUAACUCAGCACUGGUUUCCUCUUCUCAUUGCCGUGACCACAAGUGGUUUGUUGGAGGCUUACACAGCACAGCUUGAUAAUGCUUUUAUACCUCUCAUCUUCUACAGCCUUCUCUGUUUGUAAAUGCAUACUUCAACCUUCCCAAAAUGGAUAUAGUUUCUAAACAAAUCCUUCACACAUUCUUCCAGAGCUUGUAAUGUGCCAUAACAUUUAUUUGGUUGUAGAAUGAGCUUAGUUUUACAUUUUA